GCAGUGAAAGUCUCGGUGGACAUGCAGUGACAACAUCAUUGAACAGCUAGGAUACCUGUAGCUAAUUUGGGCUUCGUAUAGCUAUUCUUACAUGCUCACCACCUACUGAUUGAAUACUUUUAAAAAUACAUUAAAAUCGACUUUAAUGUUGACACUCUUCAUAGAAAACUCCACUCUCAGAAUUUCAGGAUUCAGCAACUGUCAUCGUUUGCUCUUGAUAUCAAGUUUUUAACAGAAGAGCAAACGAAGCCAGGUGAUCUGACUGAACACGGAAAAGGAGUCUCCCGCAAACUCUCGGUGAAGAAGACUGUUUAAACAUGACGGAUCUUCUGGUUCCCGAGCUCGAGAUAGACGUAGAGAGCCUGGAAACAGAAAGCGAUGACCAGGCAGAAUUUGGUGUAGGUCUGUCCGGAGCUGGAGACGACGAACCUGGAUGCAAGCACGACGAGAGGUCGGAUCAGCACUCCCAGAGAUCGGGAGAUCAGAGAAAGCUCAGCCGAACCCCGAAGUGUGCCCGCUGCAGGAAUCACGGAGUGGUUUCGUGCCUUAAAGGGCACAAGAGGUUUUGUAGAUGGAGAGAUUGUCAGUGUGCCAACUGUCUGCUGGUGGUGGAGAGGCAGAGAGUGAUGGCAGCUCAAGUGGCACUCAGGAGGCAGCAGGCGACAGAGGAUAAGAAAGGACUUUCAGGGAAACAGAUGACCGCUGAGCGCAGGGCAGUCUACCAAAGACAUCUCAGACCCCCCAGUAUGUUGGCAAAAAGUAUCCUGGAAGGUUACCGUCCAGUACAGACAGACCACUAUCUUGGAGGAAACACAUUGCUUCCUCCCCCUCUCAGUGACAGAAUGAGGAAGAGGAGGGCUUUUGCAGACAAGGAGCUCGAGACCAUCAUGUUAGAGAGAGAAUACAAAGAGCGCGAUCUGCUGGAGUCCACUCAGGCUGCUGCUGCUGCUUCUCUGUUUCUGCCCACUGGUAUGGUCCAUGCAGCUGAAUACAACUCCUAUAAGACUGCCUUCUCUGCUGGCCAAGUGGAGGCACCAGCCAAGGAGGUCUACAACUUUCUACCGACUUGCCUCGACCUGUCAAUGCAGUACACUGGAUCUGGAAACAUGGAACUGAUUUCCUCAAACGUCAGCGUGGCUGCCACUUACAGACAGUAUCCCCUUUCACCACGGUUCAUGAUGUGGCCGAAGUGUAGCAACAUCAACGAUGCUCUUCUUUACCAGCAGUGCCUUCUGAAUGCGUCGGCAGUCCAGAAUAUUAAACCAGGUGCAACUUGGGAUCCAAAAAUCAUGCCGAUGUCAGACAGCCAUUCUCCAGAUCAGGAAUUGACGUCUGCGAAAUUGGAAAGCUCACGUGUUGUCCACGAAGCCUCUGAUCUUCAGCAAGCCCAGCCAGAAACUCAGUGCACCUCUCAAGGACCCCAGGAGAGAUCAGCCUUUUCUCCACCCAAGAAAAGUUUUGCUCAGACAUUUACCAACAGCUCCUCACCUCCUAAUCAAGAGCACGUCUUGAGCAGGCUCAGUAAGGACAGUGCCAAGCAUGCCGUCUCGAUGAAAUUAAACUCAUUCCACUCACUGAUCCAGCAGACACUCGGUGAGAAGUCGGCCCCUGACCUGAAAGCGCCAUACUGCAAGGAGCUUUUUGAGGAGGCUGCCAGAAAAUACAGAGAGUGUGCACUCAAAGAAAACCAGAGCCUCAUGGACAGUUAUGCAAAAGACUUAUUGAUAUCCACGCAAGCUGGGACAAAGCUUUCAUCCAACGAGUCUUUAUCAUUUUCUGUUGAGUCUAUUCUUAAAAGGCCUUCACCCACAGUAAAUCGUGCAUCUCAUUAAAUUGUGAUGUGUCUGGUCUUUGCGAUUUUUAUUUUUACUCCUGUUGUAUAUAAAUUAUUGUCUUUGUAAACACAUAGCUGUACAUCAGUUUGAAAAAUGUUUGCUACUUCAAGUAUCAUUUAUUGGAUUUUGUUUUCACAUAAAAAUAAAAAAAAAGCAAACAAUACAAAAUCUCAAAAACAAGACCCCAAGUGUGAUUGUUGACCUAUAUUUAUACUUGAAUUGCAAGUUAUUUAACCUUUAAAAUGCCCAAAGAAUUUUCAGUUUUAAUGAACUUUGUGAUGUAAAUGUUUUAUAUCGUGUAAAUAAGUAAGCAUGUUUCAUAUAGUUUUUGACAUAAUGAAUAUAUAUAUAUUUAUGUGUUUUAUGACUGAAAUUGGUAAUGAAGAA
Molecule: messenger RNA, 2222 nt
Organism: Polyodon spathula (Mississippi paddlefish)
Lineage: Eukaryota; Metazoa; Chordata; Actinopteri; Acipenseriformes; Polyodontidae
Product: doublesex- and mab-3-related transcription factor 2-like
Exons: 4
Coding region: 318-1832 (504 amino acids)
Biological process (GO): regulation of transcription by RNA polymerase II; sex differentiation
Cellular component (GO): nucleus
Molecular function (GO): RNA polymerase II cis-regulatory region sequence-specific DNA binding; DNA-binding transcription factor activity, RNA polymerase II-specific
Source: RefSeq, a predicted model, not a curated record